AUGGAAGCAGAAAACCAAACAGUAGUCAUAGAGUUCAUCCUCCUCGGACUCUCCGAAGAUCUAGAGCUGCAGCCCAUCCUCUUCGGGCUGUUCCUGUCCAUGUACCUGGUCACGGUGCUGGGGAACCUCCUCAUCAUCCUGGCCGUCGGCUCCGACACCCACCUCCACACCCCCAUGUACUUCUUCCUCUCCAACCUGUCCUUUAUCGACGUCUGUUUCAGCACCAGCAUAAUCCCCAAGAUGCUCGUGGACAUCCAGACAGGGAGCAGAGCCAUCUCCUACAGGGACUGCCUCACUCAGGUGUAUUUUACCAUGUUUUUCCCCAUCCUGGACACCCUCCUCCUGACCGCGAUGGCCUAUGACCGGUUCGUGGCCAUCUGCCACCCCCUGCACUACACGGUCAUCAUGAACCCCCGCCUCUGCGCCCUGCUGGUUUUUGUCACCUGGUUCAUUGGCGUCAUGACGUCCCUUCUCCAUAUUUCUCUGACAACACGUCUGACCUUCUGCAAAGAUCUUGACAUUCCACAUUUUUUCUGUGAACUGACGCAGAUCCUCAAGUUGGCCUGCUCCGACACCUUCCUCCACAGCCUGCUGAUAUACAUUAUGACUGGCGUGCUGGGUGUUUUUCCCCUUCUUGGGAUCCUUGCGUCUUACUCGCGAAUUGCUUCGUCCAUAAGGAAGAUGUCCUCAUCGGGGGGGAAGCAAAAAGCCUUUUCCACCUGCGGGUCUCACCUGUCCGUCGUUUCUUUAUUUUAUGGGACGGGCGUUGGGGUCUAUUUCACUUCUGCGGUGACUCACUCCUCCCAGAAGAUCUCGGUGGCCUCGGUGAUGUACACGGUGGUCACCCCCAUGCUGAACCCCUUCAUCUACAGCCUGAGGAACAAGGAUAUGAAAGGGGCCCUGGGAAGACUGCUCGGCAAAGCAGCCUCCUGUCUGUGA
Propithecus coquereli (Coquerel's sifaka) is the source of this 939-nucleotide messenger RNA. Its product is annotated as olfactory receptor 7D2. The transcript has a single exon. The record is from RefSeq and is a predicted model, not a curated record. Bases 1 to 939 code for a protein of 312 amino acids. Gene Ontology annotation, molecular function: olfactory receptor activity; G protein-coupled receptor activity. Lineage: Eukaryota; Metazoa; Chordata; Mammalia; Primates; Indriidae. Gene Ontology annotation, biological process: G protein-coupled receptor signaling pathway. Gene Ontology annotation, cellular component: membrane.